Messenger RNA from Lepisosteus oculatus (spotted gar), 3409 nucleotides. It is a transcript of the gene sc5d, whose product is annotated as sterol-C5-desaturase. Lineage: Eukaryota; Metazoa; Chordata; Actinopteri; Semionotiformes; Lepisosteidae. The record is from RefSeq and is a predicted model, not a curated record. Gene Ontology annotation, cellular component: membrane. Gene Ontology annotation, molecular function: iron ion binding; C-5 sterol desaturase activity.
AGUUUAUUUUUUGUCUAUUUAAAGGAUCGUUUGUACAGUAUGCUGUUACCGAAGUCAGCUAACCUUCGCUUCACAUGAAUGAGACAAUUAAGAUCGUUAUAGUCUUUUAAGUAGUCUUAUUCGAUUGCUGAGCUUUGGAUGCGCAGUUACGGACUAGUAUUUCAACUUCAGAGGUUAGGCAGUGUUGAUAUAGUUAAGCAAUGGAUCUAGUGCUGAAUUAUGCAGACUAUUAUUUCUUCACGCCUUACAUCUACCCAUGUACAUGGCCAGAGGAUGAGCCUCUUCGACAGAUCAUUGGCCUGAUGUUGGUGACCAACCUGGGUGCCGCCCUCCUUUAUCUGGUUCUGGGGGCUCUGAGUUUCUACUUCAUCUUUGACCACAGCCUGAUGAAGCACCCCCAGUUUCUUGAGAAUCAGGUGUGCCGGGAGAUCAAGUAUGCCCUGAGCUCCUUACCCUGGAUCAGUAUUCCCACAGUCGCCCUGUUCUUUGCAGAGGUCAGAGGUUUCAGCAAGCUCUAUGACAACAUCAGCGACUCUCCAUAUGGUUGGUUUGGAGUCAUCCUCAGCAUGAUUUCUUUUUUGUUUUUCACGGAUAUGUGCAUCUACUGGAUCCAUCGGUUUCUACACCACAAACUCAUUUACAAGUGUUUCCAUAAGCCCCACCACGUAUGGAAGAUCCCUACUCCUUUCGCCAGCCAUGCCUUUCACCCUGUGGAUGGGUUUCUGCAGGGCCUGCCCUACCACAUCUACCCCUUCCUCUUCCCUUUGCACAAGGUGGUCUACCUGGGGCUGUACGUGUUUGUGAAUGUCUGGACUGUUUCCAUCCACGAUGGGGACUACCGCGUCCCAAGUCUCCUGCAGCCCAUCAUCAAUGGCUCAGCCCAUCAUACCGACCACCACCUGUUUUUUGACUACAACUACGGCCAGUACUUCACCCUGUGGGACCGCAUCGGGAGAUCCUACCGGCACCCCUCCUCGUACCAGGGCAAAGGACCUCAUGACGUCCUCAGGAAGCUGAGAGGAGAAGGCAAACUGGGCAGUAGCAACAGUGGCCAUUCAAAUGGGGACUCAAUGAGCCACAAAAACAAAUAGUACCAGUGGUUUAAUGCACUGUGCUCCAUUAGUCAAUGCGGAGCAGUGUGGCCAAUUUGUAGACCUUCCCCUCAUACAUGAUGUUGCCUUUUUGGGUAUUCAGGUGGACUGCUGUGGUAUGCUAGUGUAAAGAGGCCUAGAUACCUGCUGGUUUUCAUUACCCGACCAGGUUUAAUCACUCAAUUGAAGAUGUAAAUGAAGUAAGUUGCUUGACUGGUUUUGUUCCGUUAAGAAAAUUGGGAAUCCUAUGUGUGACUUGCACACUGCCAUAAUUGAAAAGAAUCUCCCAACAUUUUCAAGAGUUGAAAACAAUGAAAUAUUUCAGAUUAAUCUUUAGUCUAUCAAGGUUUCAAUAACCAAGAGCUGGGCUGGAACACGAACCAGCAGGUGUGUGGGCAUCAAGGACCAGUACUGGGAAGCAUUGUGAUCAAUUUCUUUCUUAUCGAAUUCUUUAAUCGGCAAACAGUGCAACUAUGCUUCCUUCUGCCUGCUUCUCCGCAGUCCACCUUGUCACUGCUGAGCUGGCCAACUAUCACCGAUCAUAGUCACUAGAGAUGUGUGUCAUUCCAUACAAAACUCCAGAUGAUUCUCACACCCAUAUACAUUUUCAAUAUAGUUUCGCUGAAUAAAAACGUAACUCAAUCUAGUUACCUAAACAUAUGUUUUACUAGAUGCAGGACAGCAGUAAGAAACAAUUUUAUCUUCUAUACUAUAGACUAAAGUGUGUCCUUUCAGAAGAAAUAUGAAUUUCAAUAGAAGAGAAUCACUAACAUUUCUAGUAGACUGGACAAAAACAUAUAGGUGUAUUAUCUGAACUGUAAAAGUAAAGGCCUUUGGAAAGGAUUAUCUGAAGUGUUAUUGGCACCAAUAAAUGUACAAAAUAUCAAGAGAAGAGUAUGGCUUCUCACUUGGGACAUUUUUAUGGGUGUCAGAAAAUGUGGGUGUCCUUAAUUGGUUGAUGCGAAAUUAUUUCUUGUAUAGAAGCAACCACAUCCAAAAACAUCCAAGUGCACAAUACUGCAGAAAAAGAUAAAGGGAUUGGUUGAACAUUUAGCUCUGGACCUUUGUAAUCAUAAGAAAAAUUGUUGGGGAAUUCAUCUGAUGAUUGCCUUUUGUGAAGAUGGGAGAUGCUUUUGUGUAACCCUGAGAAGGAAUAAUCCCGAAAAAGACAAAACAUAACUGUAAGAAUGUGCGGGUAUACCUACUCUUUGCUUCCCCGAUGUCGUUCCUAGCACAUGAUUGAAAUGCUCAACUCUGCUCUCUCCAGAUUGUUUAUGUAUCCGUUAAGACUUGUUUUUUGUGUCAUUGUCAGAUUAUAGGAUUUUUAAAGGAAAAUAAAAUGGAACAAAUGUGGUAAUAAUUAGGAACAGGUGGUCUCCGGAUCUCAUGUGGUGUAUAACGCCAGAUGGAGACUACAGUAAUGAAUAAUGGUUAUUUUUCUCAUUGCAGACCAGUGUAACACAGCACAGUUUUUAAAAGAGGUAAAAAUAAGAACAAGCUACAAGGCUCUUAAAAAAAAAAAGAACUGUUUUGAGUUUUUAACUGAACAUUUAUCAGAAGGUUUCUAUAAAAUGCUGCUAUAAAGGUGUGAAAACAAGAGUUAAAUAGAAUAAAAAUACUUGGUUGAAUCAUUAACAAUCAUACUGUAACCAUUAUUGUUGCCUCUUCUGAAAAUUGUGCUUGGCUUUACAUUAUUAUGUUGUUGUCAGUGUGACAUGACUGUUGCCAUUCUCGAAAUGUUGCCUGGAUGUCAGAAGAUUUAGUUUUGUGCCUAGAAAAAGGUUUGUCUUCAUCUAAAGAUUUUUGACAAAUUAUCAAAAACUCUAAUUCAAGAAAACUUUGAACAUAAUUGUAUAACUUUGUAAGAUAUGUAAUAAUUUAUGAAAUCACUGUAGUUUGAAAUACAUUUAUUGGAAGGGGAUGUUUGUUUUUUAAAAAAUACCCUUUUUCUAUAACAAAAGAAGAUGUCAAAGAUGGCUUGGGAAUGAUGUCUUUAGUGUGUGCCAAAAAGAUUGUACUGUAAUAUUUGUUUCUGAAGCUGAAGCUUGUUUUCAUGCAAGUACUAUAUGGACCAAAGUGGCUGUCGUUGAUAUCUCUGUGUGUUUUGGAAGUUGAAGACGCGAAAAUUUGAGGAAAUAUUUGUGGAGAAGAAAGAUUAAAGCAAACCUCUGAAGUGACUGGUCAGUCUAUAGACAGUGCCUAUAUUAGCAGUAGCACUUCCUUCCAACCUUUUGGAUUUUUUAGUCAUGUAUCACUGGCAGAAAACGUUUAACAAUUUCCUAAAAGAAAAUUAAAUUGGACAAUGGCUACACUAUGAA